AGGAAAGAAGAGCCAAAGACUGAUUAUGCUCCUGAAGGGAGCAGUACUAGACAGCUUUCCUGAAAUGGUUAAGUGUACAGGACAAGGGCUGUACUGACAGGGAAACCCUGAAGGUUGGUGGGACUCCUUUUGCAGAGCUUCGGUAAUCUGGAAUCCUAAUCUGAGCUCUGUAAAAGAAGAAGAAGGAAAAGAGAACUGCAGGUGGAAACGGUUUGUGAACGUUAGCUCUUCAACAACCUGUUAGACCUAUGUUUCCUCUCGGUACCCAUAAUUAAAAGAACCCGGCACUAAACACCAUUAGUCCCUUAUUUAAUCCAUUCGGGGCUGCAGCGAGAAGAGCUGGAAAAGAGAAAUCCUGCUCGUGCAGUUAUGAUCAUGAGCCAGAUUCAUCACCUUCACGCAGAGGCACGAGCCGGCGGUGCAAGGCAGCAGCAGGUUGACGGGACUACCGGCGGAGCUCAAGAUGCUGCACAGCAGCAGCAGUCAAAUUGGGCACAGGAAAAGGCUUUCUACGAGAACCUGACCCCCAAGAAGCACAAAACGCCAAAGCCUCAGAAUGCUGUUACUAUAGCAGUGUCUUCUCUUGCCUUGUUCUGUAUGGAUGCAGAACAGAAAAUUUAUGAAGAGCACGGUGUGGAGGAGUACGUAAAGUACCAACAGGAGCAUGAGGACGAACCCCUCCUACCUGGAGCAGCAUUUCCCUUUGUCAAGGCCCUGGAAUGUGUUAAUUGCCGGUUGCUAGAGCUGUAUCCCGACAGUGAGGAAUUGUUUGACGUUGUACUGAUGACGAACAACCAUGCUCAGGUUGGAGUCCGUCUCAUUAACACCAUCAACCACUACAAUCUUUCAAUUGAGAGAUUCUGCAUGACUGGAGGCAAGAGUCCUAUUGAUUACCUGAAAGCCUAUCAUACUAACCUCUACCUUUCAUCUGACUCACAAAAGGUACAAGAGGCAAUUGAAGAAGGAAUUGCUGCUGCUACUACAUUCAAGCCCACUAAGGAUAUGGAACUGUCAGAAAAGCAGCUGCGUGUGGCAUUUGAUGGUGAUGCUGUUCUGUUUUCUGAUGAAUCUGAGCAAAUUGUGAAAGCACAUGGCCUGGACAAGUUCUUUGAACAUGAAAAGGCUUAUGAAGAUAAUCCACUGGCUCAGGGUCCACUCAAGGGGUUUCUGGAGUCCCUCGGAAAGCUUCAGAAGAAAUUUUACGCAAAAGGAAUGCGAUUGGACUGCCCAAUCCGUACAUACCUUGUCACAGCUCGCAGUGCUGCCAGUUCUGGUGCCAGAGCAUUGAAGACCUUGAGAAGCUGGGGAUUGGAGAUUGAUGAAGCGUUAUUUUUAGCAGGUGCUCCAAAAGGGCCACUACUAAAAAAAAUACGCCCGCACAUCUUUUUUGAUGAUCAGAUGUUCCACAUAGAAGGAGCUCAGGAAGUUGGAACUGUAGCUGCUCAUGUGCCAUAUGGAGUGAGCCAGAAAUAUAAUAAGACAUCUAAGAAGAGCACAGAAGCAACUAAGAAAUAAAAGCUCCACUUCAGCAGGCUCAUCUGUUUAAGGCCAUUGAUGUUACUCUACAAACAGUACAAAUGGUAUUUCAUACUAUAGUCACACUGUACAAAAACAACUAGACAUAUCACUGUUGUUUUAAUGAAUGAACAGGGUAUAGAGACGCUGCAUAUCAUCUCAUGUGAAAGCCUGAAAUGUUCAGUCUAAACCAGCACCACAUGACAAAAUAGAUAGCUCCAAGGAGCAGGUGUAAAAGUGAACUCCAUGGCCUUUAACCCAAAAGUACUAUUAGCUAAUAUGAAAGAUAUAAACCUUAAAACACGAAAGCAGGAUUCUCUUCAUAUAAAGCAUAUUCUUUUCACUUUCAUAAUUAGUGUGCAAUGUGUAUAAAAUCUGUCAACAAAGCAGACUGAAAACCAUGAACGCUUUUCCUGAUGAUAACAUUGCAGUCAUUCAGAAUGCAAACAUUUUAGAAAAUGUAUUAAACAGAUUCAGAUCUGGCAAUCAGAAGUGUCCAAAAGACUUGUUAAGUUAUGGAAAGCAAUAGUUGAACACAAAUAUUUGUAGUGCUUAUAUUUUUUGUAUUUGUUUUUUAUUUGCUGUUCAGUUAUUCAUGUAUCAUUUCCCACUUAAACAUCUUUUCUGUCCCUAGAAGCUCUCUUACUUGAUAAUAUCAUAUGAAAAAUUGUUGUGCUUAGAAAUGAAUGACUAUAACACCACAGGGCUUGUACAAUGACAUAGGGUUAGAAAGAAAUGGUACAUUUAUUUGCAUUUUCAUGAAUAUGGAAUGAAACAGUAGUUUCUACAAUGAUGCUUUAAAGCUCAUUUUAUGUGAAAGAAACAACUGUGUAUUAUACUGCCUGAACUUGACCAAAAACACAUUUCUAAAUACUGAUGUCUCUAAGACUUCAAGUCAUGGUGUUAUGCACUGUUCAUUCACCAAUUUCAAAUAGCUUGGCUCACAACUGCAUUUCACAGGGGGAAGCUUUUCCAAAAUAGAACAUAUCCUGAAACAGUGACAGUGUGAAAUGCAUAGUCUAGUAGUGUUUGUAUUUUAAAGAUAGUAACUGUGUUGAUGUGGAUUUUAUUUUUAAGUUAAGUUUUCUGAUUUAGCUGUUCCGUAGAUUUUUCAGUUAUAAUGUUGUGUGUGGGCAGGUGAUUUUACAGCAAUUGAAUACUUUUAUUUGUCUGCUUUAUUUUAUAUUUGUAUACUUUGCACUUUUCAGGCUGACAUAUGCCUCUUUUUAUUGACUGGCAGAAACAUUCAAGCAUUAUUCAGACAGUAUGCUCUGUGUUUCCUUUUUCUUAAGAUAGCCAUGCAGUGAAUGGUUAUGUACAGUGAGUGAUACUGUUCACAAUAGCUUUGAAUAACACUGUUCAAAAAGGCUUAGUUCUUUGUAGCACUUUAGAAAAGCUGAGGUAGAAAUGACAUGUUUGUUGUCAUACUUUCUGCCGCUGAGAUGUAUGUUACAAUUUGGUGCUGUUAGAAAAUACUAGCUUCUUAGCAAUGCUUGCAAACCAUCAGCAUUUGUUUAUGCAUAAGGACUGCAGUGCUUAUGUUCUGAAUGAUAUUUGAUCUAAUAAUGUCCUAAGAAAGUCAAUUUUAACAAAAUUAAAGAGCCAUCAGUAUAAGCAAAUUGUGCACUUCCCAUAAAAGACAGCAAUGUAAUUAGAUUAAGCAGGCUGUUUUGAUGUUGGAGCUAUAUAGUACAAUGGAGCAGUUGCAACUCAGUAUGAAGAAUAUGAGUAUGAAGAUCCCAAAGGAUGAACUGAAAACUGUUGCUGUGGAUAGAGGGGUCUUGGGUGACCUGUUCAGCUUGUUAAUGCAAAAAUUGUGGAUGGAUGCAUGCAUGCAUUUCGUAUCAUAAUUCAUGUGUCUUUCCCAGAAAAGAGUAGAUUAUUCUCUACAGAUGAAGAGGGAUGAACUACCUCAAAUGGAAUAGUCUUGGGGUCUUAUUGCUGCAUGAUGGUACAGCGGACUAGGGUCUGUCAGUACGUGAUUCCCUAGUGACUGUACUGUAACCAUCAUAAAUGAGUAUAAUAAUGAAAAGAAAAUGGAGUCAUAAAAUAAAUCUCUUAGUUUGCUGAUCAUCCAGUGUCAUCCAUCUUCACAUUUGGUCAUAGGCUCUGCAAAGUGACCACGAGUAACAUAUCACAUUUACAGGCUGAAGUAAUUAUGCUCCUAGUCUGUGUAACUGAGAACAGGCUCCGUUCAAAAGCUUGGUAAUCUAGGGCCAUUUUGAAAUUCAUUGCUGUUCUAGAUUGAUAGGUGUCAUUUGAUGCAGUUUAGCCAAUUUGUAAACAUGUCCCUGGUCACCUACAAUGAGAGGUAUACCAUGCAUAACUUAUUAGGAUGAGGCUGUGGUGUAGAUGUAAGGCAUGCUGAAAAGCUUAUAUCUCCUAACUUGCUUUGGAAUCCCUGGGGAUCCCAAACAUUGAAUUGAAAACUGUUGCUGUGGAUAGGGAUGUCUCGGUGACCUGUUCAUCUUGCUACCACUGUUACUCUCACACAGAAAAUAAUGUAGAAAAUUGUAGCUGGAUAGGUGGGUGGAUAGAUGCAUUUCAUAUGAUGUAAAUGGUGGUGUAAACAUUGGCUCAAUACAAUUUGGUUGCAUUGAGUAAUGUUGAUAUAACAUCCUGACCCCAUGUUAAAUAGAAUAAAGGGGACUGAUGAUGAUGGCAAUGUUGCCAAGUCAACAUGUUACGAGUACAUUUUGUAAAAGCUCCAUAUGUGUGUAUAGGUACAACAGAUAUUUGCUCUGCUGCAUUUUGAGUCUUUAUUAUUGACAUGUCAGGAGUCAAUAUUUUGAGUCUCAGCAAUUCAGUAGAUAGCCUUCAAUAACACAAAUAUUACCCAUUGUGAAAGCAUGUUGUGUUAGUCAUGUUCUGUGUUGUACAGUGUGGUCUACGAUUUUACAACCCCAGCAUUUCCAGACUAGGAAUAUGGAUUAUAUGGCCUGAAAACUCAUUGUCGGUUCAGCCACGUUGUAUUUCACAAGAGCAGCACAAAAUGAUGUAGAGCUCUUACAGUAGUUUUCACAACAUAACCCUAACUUUUAAGAAUUGUCUUUCUAUACUCUUUCAGGAUUACAAACAUAAAUUAGUGUAACAGCCUUACACUAACAGCUGUAGCCUCUUCAAAAUUAUUGAUGCCUACUUUUCACAUUUAACCACUUAGAACAAGCAUGAUACACAUAGGUUAUGUACUAGGACUUACUUUAAUUCAGUCCAGUAAUGCUAUGCCUGUGACCCUCAGCUAAUCACUGUUUUAGCAACUGACAUUGGAAAACUUGAGUAAGAUAGGAAUUUUUAUUUAUUUGUUUUAUUCAUUUGUUAAGCAGGUAAAUUCAUUAGGUAGCCUGUUUAAACCAAUGAGCUAUAGGUAAUAUCUUGUUAACUGACUUUCGUGGAGGUACACACACAUACACACCAACACACACACACACACAC
This is a messenger RNA of Protopterus annectens (West African lungfish), 4947 nucleotides long. Its product is annotated as cytosolic 5'-nucleotidase 1A-like. The transcript is spliced from 6 exons. The record is from RefSeq and is a predicted model, not a curated record. Gene Ontology annotation, biological process: adenosine metabolic process; nucleotide metabolic process. Gene Ontology annotation, cellular component: cytoplasm; cytosol. Bases 370 to 1515 code for a protein of 381 amino acids. NCBI's taxonomy places the organism in Eukaryota, Metazoa, Chordata, Ceratodontiformes, Protopteridae. Gene Ontology annotation, molecular function: 5'-nucleotidase activity; magnesium ion binding; nucleotide binding.